Fusarium graminearum PH-1 is the source of this 831-nucleotide messenger RNA. RefSeq lists its product as uncharacterized. Gene Ontology annotation, molecular function: protein heterodimerization activity; chromatin DNA binding. Lineage: Eukaryota; Fungi; Ascomycota; Sordariomycetes; Hypocreales; Nectriaceae. The coding region runs from base 1 to 831 and encodes 276 amino acids. The record is from RefSeq and is a predicted model, not a curated record. Gene Ontology annotation, cellular component: epsilon DNA polymerase complex; CHRAC. The transcript is spliced from 4 exons. Gene Ontology annotation, biological process: leading strand elongation; heterochromatin formation; DNA damage response.
AUGGACAAUGUGUCACCAUUGGAACCAAGCCCGGCACCAGCAUCCACACAGGUUGAUGCCCCUGCACCAGCGUCAGCACCCAUAAGUGCUGAGACCAUCCCCGCUGAGGGUGAUGCUGGGUCUUCACCUGUACAGACCACAGAAAAGAAGGAUAAAGACAAGGAAAAGGAGAAGGAUAAAGAGCAUAAGGAACACAUCACUAUCGAGGACCUAACUCUUCCAAAGUCUAUAAUAACCCGAUUAUCCAAGGGCGUACUGCCUCCCAACACACAGAUCCAGGCCAAUGCUAUCAUGGCCCUUAGCCAAAGCACCACAGUCUUUAUCAACUACCUAGCCUCCCACGCCAACGAAAACACUGUGAACGCUGGCAAAAAGACCAUCGCCCCAGCAGAUGUCUUCAAGGCCCUGGAGGAGACCGAGUUUGCUUUCCUGCGUGAGCCUCUCGAAGCUGAGUUUGCUAAAUUCAACGCUAUCCAAACUGAGAAGCGCACAUCCUACCGCCAAAAGGUCCGCGCCAAAAAGUCAGAUGGUGCAGACACCGACAUGCCUGAUACGUCUCACGUUGAGACUGACGCAGACACAACGAUUCCUUCGACAGGCCCACUGGCAAAGCGCCCCCGUGUCGAGCCUGGUAAUGCUGACGCCGAAGAGGAUGCCGUGACUGAAGAUGAAGUUGAGAUUCCCGAGGAUUCCGACGAUGACGAGGUAGAAGACGAGGAAGAUGAAGAGGGUGAGGGAGAAGCUAGUGGCGACGACCCCCAAGAUGCCCUCGAGGCCAAGGAAGGAAAGGAAGACAGAGACGAGGCUCUGGAUGGGGAUGAGAGCGAUUAA